Molecule: messenger RNA, 987 nt
Organism: Mytilinidion resinicola
Lineage: Eukaryota; Fungi; Ascomycota; Dothideomycetes; Mytilinidiales; Mytilinidiaceae
Exons: 1
Coding region: 257-781 (174 amino acids)
Source: RefSeq, a predicted model, not a curated record
CGCUCCCAUACAUUCAACUAUACUAUUGUAAUGCCCUCCUGCUCUAUACCGCAAGAUAGCUCGAAGACGGGGACAGCACCAACUAUAUUUCCGGGAAGACAACACGAUCCGUAGAAUGUAUGGGCCAGCGAAUCCCGCGAAGAUUGAAGGCCAAGUUUUCCUCUUGCUUCACGAUAAACCAGGAAGUCGGUACCCGAUGCACUUAUAUAUCGUGCUAUAGGAGUGAGUUUCUUAAACAAACAACCAGAACUCUUCAAUGCCAACUCCGUUUCUUUUUCUCAGCCUCUCAGCCGCACUUGGCAAAAAGGGCUCAUCUCUUCAGUAUCGAAUCCCUGUUGCGGAUAAGGAGGAAUCACCCGAGUCAGGCAACGUCACGCGUGCGACGACGCAGAGCAAGAUUAUCUGCGAGAGCCUACUAGCAGUGAUACGCGCAUAUUAUGCCGUGAUGGAAGCAAUGGAGAACGGAUCUACGACAGGCGCGGCUUCUUUCGCUAUGGCAUUGAAGAGCAAUAUGGGCCAAUUCAACAAUUAUAUGGGUAUACUUGCGCAUAACGCCGGUCGAAGGCCAUUCAUAACUGAGAAUGGUUAUGUUGGCGUUGGUCCAAACGGUUUGAAAGAAGGGGAUGAAGCUGUAGUAGUUCUCGGUGCCGCAGUGCCCUAUGUUCUGAGGACCGAAAGUACCGGGAGACGGAUCCUUAUUGGUGACGCCUACAUUCAUGGCGUGAUGGACGGUGAGCUUCUGGAGGGGAAGCCAACAGUUGAAGUUUUUGAGCUGGUGUAAUGGGAAAGCAAGAGCUCCUCGGUGCAAUGCUGCUGAUUUGGUUGAUGAGAGCCAGGCAUUAGACGCAGCGUAGUUGAGGUAGCAAAGCAAAUCAUCCCUCCCUAAGUCGCCACGGCUCUCCCGAUGGCCUUGUCAGCGGCGUUUAGAUUCUCAUCCAUAAUCGCCCCUCAUCAAUCCUACGAAUAUUUGUCUGCGAUGUCCUCUGC